CACUGUCAAAAAGUCAAAACUCAAAAUAGUAUCACAACAUGAAAAUAACCUAAAAAUUACCAAAGAUGCGACUAAUAAAUCUAUUUAAGUCGUUAAAACUGACUUCACAAGUGCAAAUAAUACGUUUCAGUUCGGAGUACGUGCCGAAACCCCUUCGUAGCUUGAAGGCGAAGUCUACGAGGAACACCGUUCAGUAUUACGUAGACUCGCAAAGAGUACGAGCGGUCGGGGGCUCGGGCGGCGACGGAUGUAUUUCUUUUUUAAGUGUCUGGUGCAAAGACCAUGCAGGUCCUGACGGCGGAGAUGGCGGGAACGGCGGCCAUGUUAUUUUUCAGGCGACACAAUCCUGCAAGAGUUUGAACCACUGUAAGACUGUGAUACAAGCACAGCACGGAGAGAAAGGCUACAACAAAGACUGCAAUGGAAAGAAUGCGCAACAUGCUAUAGUUCCCGUGCCUAUUGGUACAAUAAUACGUAACGAGGCGGGCGAGGUGGUGGGCGACCUGAGCACGGAGGGCGUCAUGUUCGUGGCGGCGCGGGGCGGCGCCGGCGGGAGGGGGAACCACUUCUUCCUGACUGACACGGAACAGGCACCGAGUGUAGCAGAGUUGGGCGCAGUGGGUGAGACCGAAGUGUACUCGCUGGAGGUCAGGUCCAUGGCACAUGUGGGACUCAUCGGGUUCCCUAACGCAGGCAAAAGCACGUUGCUAAGAGCCCUCACGAGAGCCAGACCAACCGUAGCGCCGUACCCAUUCACUACUUUAAGACCGCAUAUAGGUAUGGUGCUCUACGAUGACUAUGAACAAGUAGCGAUUGCGGACCUCCCCGGUUUGAUUCCCGGGUCGCACAAAAACCGCGGUUUAGGAAUACAAUUUCUACAGCACGCUGAAAGAUGUAAAGGUCUAAUCUACCUUCUAGACUCAACGCAAGACCCAAUGAAACAAUAUAAAAACUUAUCUUACGAAUUAAAACAAUACAAUGCUAACUUUAGUCAAAGACAAUCAUGUGUAGUACUGAAUAAAAUUGACACGGAGGAGGGUAGGCGCACAUUUGAGGAAGUUCGACAGAAGAUAGAGUGCAUAGGGAUAUCAGCUAAGACUGGGAAGAAUCUGCAAGAGUUGUUAAUGAGGGUUAGAAAGAUGUACGAUGGAGAUCAUGAUGAGGAUAGUUAGUUAUUUCCUACUUUAGAUCCACAAUUAUCCAAGCCUUUUCUCAACUAUGUUGGGGUCGGCUUCCAGUCUAACCGGACCUAAGUACUAGUGUUUUACAAGGAGCGAC
This is a messenger RNA of Trichoplusia ni (cabbage looper), 1278 nucleotides long. RefSeq names its product mitochondrial ribosome-associated GTPase 2. NCBI's taxonomy places the organism in Eukaryota, Metazoa, Arthropoda, Insecta, Lepidoptera, Noctuidae. The record is from RefSeq and is a predicted model, not a curated record. Gene Ontology annotation, molecular function: magnesium ion binding; GTPase activity; GTP binding. Gene Ontology annotation, cellular component: mitochondrion. Bases 66 to 1172 code for a protein of 368 amino acids. The transcript is spliced from 7 exons.